Phyllotreta striolata is the source of this 1248-nucleotide messenger RNA. NCBI's taxonomy places the organism in Eukaryota, Metazoa, Arthropoda, Insecta, Coleoptera, Chrysomelidae. The record is from the annotation of a GenBank genome assembly.
AUGGCAGGGAAACUUUCCAUUAUGGCCUGCGUGCUGGCAGCACUGGUAGCCCUCUCAAGGGCGGCCGGCGCGCCCCAACCCUCCCCAAGUUCAUUAGCCAGCCCCUGUUCGGAGCUCUUACGCUACGAGGCGGGAGAUAAACCUGGCCAGCGGAGCGGAAGCCUGAUCCUCAGAUCGCGGGAACGUCUCAGCGGAGUGUGGAUUAGACUCAUAUUCGAUAAGGAAGUCGAGGAUGUGACUGUUGAUUCGGGCGAGUUUCAGAUCAAGAAGGAUGACGAUGGGAAACAAGUGCGAAUUCAAAACAGGAAUUUAGUGUUAGAGCCUAAUGCGGAGAAAAUUGUCAACGUUACGAUUAAAUACGAGGGAACCGAAACUCCUGGUCUAAUGGAAUAUCGAUUGAAUGCCAGGACGAUAUGCCCUCAAGCUAACAUGAACCGAACGGACAUUUUCCAAGGGGACUCGAAAUCCGAUUAUUUUCUACGCCAUUUGAAACCUGCAGAGAUCGACCGCCCGACUGGCUACAAUUGUGGCACUUCUCGAGCGAACAAACCCCAUCCAUGGCUAGCGGCUGUUUAUCUUACCGUCGAUAACGAGCAAAAAUUUAUCUGCGACGCUGUUUUAGUGCACCCCCAGUACGUGAUUACGGCUGCACACUGCGUUACGUUCAGGAACGAGCAUACACCAAUUCCUGCAGCUAUAAUCAGAGUUCACUUGGGACGUGAAACUGACCCAAAGGACCUCAGUGCCUCGCUAGUUUCCGAUGUUGAGGUUCAUCCUGGGUACACGGCUGGUUCUCUUCUGGAUGAUGUAGCACUUGUAAAACUUUCUUCUCCAGUUGAAGUCAGUGAUGAUGUGAGGCCGAUUUGUUUGGGAGAAAUCGGAGGAAACGAUACUAAAAUAAUCGUGAUCGCCGGUCAUCAACAAGCCGAGGAAAAAAGUACUCGCCAAAUGGUAGAAUCAAAAGUUUUAAUGUCUAGUUUCAACGGAUGCCUGACAGCUGCUCCUCAUUUAGAGAAUGCCUUGACCUACGAAACGUACUGUUUUACUUACAGUGCAGAUGACAAAAAUUGCGCAGGACAAUCUGGAAGCGCUUUGGUAGUUACCGGGUCUGAUGGAGUAUCGACACUUGAUGGAAUCGUAACGGUAGGAACGAAAUUGCAAAACAAACCAUGCGAUGCAAAUAGCGUUAUUAUAGUUAGCGAAAUCGACAGAUACGUUUCGUGGAUCAAGCGAAUAAUGCAGGAAUAA